CGCUACAACCUGAAACACCGCUACCAAAAUAGAACCGAGAAAGGGUUCCUCUGGGAUUACAUUAGUUUCAAUUUUCUAGGGUUUCAUUCUGUUCAUAGAUUGUGUUUUUUCAACCAGUAAAAAAAUGGGGAAGAAUGAGAAAACGUCGUUAGGAAGAGCCCUAGUUAAACACCAUAACCAAAUGGUACAACAAAUCAAGGAAAAAGGUAGAUAUUACAGGAAACAAGAGAAUAAAGUUCUAGAAUCUGUAACAGAAGUUACUGAUAUUGACGCCAUCAUUGAAAAAGCUGAGGAAGCUGAACGUCUCUAUACUCAUGAUAAUCCUACCCCUAAGUUCCUCAUCAACCUGGAUACAAAUGCUAACGAGAAUAAUGAAAUGAUGACACCUGAGGAAUUGAGAGAGCAACAGUUGAAAGAGGAAAAAUUACAUGCUGGUAGUCUUCAGGUUCCUCGCAGGCCGCCUUGGUAUCCAGGGAUGGAGGUGGAUCAGCUUGAUUUUAAUGAGAAACAGGCUUUCUUAAUCUGGCGUAGAAAACUUGCCAGUCUAGAGGAAAAUGAAAAGCUUGUUCUUACUCCAUUUGAGAAGAACUUGGAUAUCUGGCGGCAGCUGUGGCGAGUACUUGAAAGGAGCGAUUUGCUUGUAAUGGUUGUUGAUGCACGUGACCCUCUUUUCUAUCGGUGCCCUGAUCUUGAGGCAUAUGCACGUGAAAUUGAUGAGCACAAGGAAACAAUGCUACUUGUUAACAAGGCAGACCUUUUACCACUUUCUGUCAGGGAAAAAUGGGCUAAAUACUUCCAAGAUAAUGGAAUUUUGUAUUUGUUUUGGUCGGCUAAAGCUGCCACUGCCGCUGUGGAAGGCAGACCAUUGAUAGGAUUUGAGGAGCAGGAAAAUACCUCGAACAGUGAGACAAAAAUUUAUGGCAGAGAAGAGCUUUUGGCACGGUUGCAAGCUGAAGCGGAGGCUAUAGCUGCUACUAGGAAGAAGAGCACUAUGAAGAAGAGCACUAUUUCCAAGGGUGCUGACCAAGCAGCUAAACACGUAGUUGUAGGUUUUGUGGGUUACCCUAAUGUUGGUAAGAGUUCAACGAUUAAUGCCUUGGUGGGUGAGAAGCGAACUGGUGUAACUUCAACUCCAGGAAAGACAAAACACUUCCAGACAUUGAUUAUAUCUGAAGAGCUGAUGCUUUGCGAUUGUCCUGGUUUAGUGUUUCCGUCAUUUACCAGUUCUAGGUAUGAGAUGAUUGCAUCUGGGGUUCUCCCAAUUGAUCGGAUGACUCAACAUAGAGAAGCUAUACAAGUUGUUGCAAAUCGUGUUCCAAGGCAUCUAAUUGAGAAAGUCUACAAUAUUACCCUGCCAAAACCCAAAGUGUAUGAACCACAAACUAGGCCUCCUCUUGCGUCAGAAUUACUUAGGGCUUAUUGUGCAUCUCGUGGAUAUGUCGGUUCAAGUGGACUUCCAGAUGAAACUAAGGCUUCACGUAUUAUUUUGAAAGACUACCUCGAUGGGAAGCUGCCCCACUUUGAGUUGCCCCCUGGAUUUGACGCUGAAGCUGAUAAGGAGACUGAUGUUGGUCCAAGUUCAUCACUUACUGAUGAUGAUUCAGACUUAUCUGACGAUGUAGAUUCUCCAGCUGUAGAAGGCGAUUUAGAGCAUGCGCUGAAGGAUCUCGAUUCAUACGAGAAAGAGAAUGGCUUGGCUGCAAAAAAGGCUGGAAAGCAGGUCAGGAAGAAGACAGCAACAGCAUCCUAUAAACAGCAUAGGAAACCAAUGAGGAAAAAAGACCGAUCAUGGAGAGUUGGUAAUGAUGAAGGUGAUGGUAUGCCCGUUGUAAGAGUCAUUCAGAAGCCGGCAAACUUGGGACCUAUCAAGGCAUAGGAACCAGUUUUUAUGGCUAUGCAGGUGACCUGAGGAACCGCACUUCCAACUUAAUAUUUUCUUACAUGCGUUAUUAUAGAAUCUCUAAAUACUUAGAAAACUGUCAGUUGACUAAUUAAGCUGUAUUUGAAGACCUUUAGGCUUUAUCAUCAUCAUAUAUAAGCUGUAUUUGAAAGAAAUGUAUUUACGUUUUUCCAGAGCAUUUGGAGUUUGAAUUGGUGUACUUUACAUACAUUUCAGGAUCCAAGAAUAUUUUUUUUUGAACAGAA
Papaver somniferum (opium poppy) is the source of this 2145-nucleotide messenger RNA. RefSeq names its product GTPase LSG1-2-like. Gene Ontology annotation, cellular component: cytosol. The coding region runs from base 125 to 1876 and encodes 583 amino acids. Gene Ontology annotation, molecular function: GTP binding; GTPase activity. NCBI's taxonomy places the organism in Eukaryota, Viridiplantae, Streptophyta, Magnoliopsida, Ranunculales, Papaveraceae. The transcript is spliced from 7 exons. The record is from RefSeq and is a predicted model, not a curated record.